CUCGGGGCUCUGGGGACAGGCAGCUUUUCCUGUGGGAGAGCCAGGGCUGAGGCUGCAGGGUACUGGGGGGUGCAGAGCCCUGGCAUGCUCGGUGCCAUCUGCCAGGAUUUGUCCUUUCUGUGGGUUCCGGGGCUGAAGUAGCUUCUCUGAUGGCUAAUAAGGACUGAGCUCAGGUUGCCAGCUUUCCCAAAGUCCCUCCUACACCUCUGUGCAGCUCCUCGUGGGGAUGCUGCUGGGCAGAGGGUGCAGGGCAGGCUGGCUGCCUGAGCUCUGCUGACAUUGGCAGUUCCCAGUUGGUGUCCUUGAGCGGAGCAAGCACCGAGAGAAGGGACCAGGUUCUCUUUAAGGGGGCAGGACUCUGGGAGCAUCAUGAAGGCUGGGCUGGAGGGCAGUGGAGUCAGCCCUGUCAUGGUCCCAGGGGGCUAGAAGCUGAAACAGAUCCACCAGGAAGAGGUGAAGGAUGGCUGCUGGAGGAGAGAGAGCCAAGCCUGCCGCCCAGUCCGGGAUGGAGAACUUCCGAAAGGUGAGGACAUCGGAGGAGGAGAGCCCGCUGCCCUUCCCUGACCUGCCCCCCGACGUGGUGGAGAUGAAAGUGAAGGAAGGCAGCAAGAUCAGGAACCUGAUGAACUAUGCCAUGGCCCAGAUGGAGCUGAAGGGCAGAAGGCAAAUCGUCUUCAGCGGCUGCGGCAGGGCAGUGACCAAGACCAUCACCUGCGUGGAGAUCAUGAAGCGGAAGCUGGGGGGUCUGCACCAGGUCACCAAGGUACGUUACAAAACCCUGCUGGAGGUCUGGGAGAACCAGGACCCUCUGCCCGGUGGCCCAGCGCAGAACCUGACAGUCCACAAGAACGUCCCCUCCAUCUGCAUCCUGCUCUCCAGAGACCCCCUGGAUCCCAACGAGACGGGCUACCAGCCCCCAGAGCCCCAGCCUGGGCCGCAGGCGCAGCCCGGAGAGGCAGCAGAAGACAGCUCGGGAGCCUCCACCAAGGGGCUGAAGCGGCCCCUGCCACCUCCUGGUGAGGAGCUGCUGCCCAAGAAGUUGCAGGUACAGGUACCAGGCAGUCCGAGGGGCACGGGGACCACCGACCACCAGGCAGAGCACCACCAGUGACCCCAGCAUCUCCCGCCCCGAGCAGCUGAGACGCUGGCUCUACAGGCAGGAGACUGGAUGUUGGAGAACCUGGGGCUUUGUUAGCUGCUUGGCUGGGGGUAAAGGCAGGGUGAAGCCUGUGUCAUGCUUGCUCCAGGGUCACUGAGGUGCUGCAGGCUCCACUCAGUGCCUCCCUGCUCACUGCUGCUGCUCCAGCUGACCCCAGUGUGUGAGAGCUUGCUGCUGGUGGGGAGGAGGAAAAGCUUGUCCCUAGAUUUUGGGUGAGACUUAAAGGGUUAAGCCUGCCAGCUCUUGGUUAUGUGUGGGGAUUGAAGCAGCAGGGGUGAGGAUGUAUUGGGGGAGGGGGAAGGAGCUGCUGCCCCCACGUUCAGCCACCCAGGGACAACACCAGCACCAGCCACCUUUCUGCAGUGACUCCCAGGGAGCCAGAGCACCCAUUGCCUUUCAGCACCAUCACUCCCCAGCGCCAUGUCUCAGCCACCAGGAGAAAUGGUUUUGACCCAAACCGUCUGGAGUAAAACCUUCAUCCCCCAACCUGCUGCUAUUACACCGGGGAGGAGCUGCUGGGUUUAUUCACGCUGGGCUCAGCACCCCACGGUGCCCAGACUCACCCCAAAUCGCACACCCAAGCAAGCAGAGUGCUGUGGGACAGCAGAAGAAAACGAAACAAGCCUUCUACCUUCACCAGAUGGUCAGCUCUCUGCCCUCCCAGAGGUGUUUGUGGGAUCUGGAGCUGGGGUGAAGCCCUGAUGCUGGGAGCUGGGAGGCAAGGGGAAUGAUAGGUGGGUAGCUGUCACGGCUGGAUGCUUUGCCCGGCACAAGAUGGGGAAGUUUUGGGGUUGUGGGCUUGGCUGCAGAGCCCUUGCUGUGGGCUGGGUCCCUGGGAGAGCUCUUUGGAAUGAAAUCCCUGCUCCUUCCAGGGGGGGACGGGAAAUAAAUGGAAAAUAAAAGCUCUUUAGAAAUCCCUGAAGUGUGUCUUUGGGGGAAAUGAUGGGAUUGUCCAGACCACAGCACAGAGCAGCACAGAGAGGAUCCAGGAAUAAAGGGAUCCCAGGCAAGCCUUGUCCCUUGCUGGAAUGGCAUUGGUGACUCCUAUGUGCCCUGGCAGCAGCCUGGUCACCGCUGGCACAGCAGAGCCUGGCAAAGUCCCUAUGCCAGCUCCCCAAG
Molecule: messenger RNA, 2278 nt
Organism: Dryobates pubescens (Downy woodpecker)
Lineage: Eukaryota; Metazoa; Chordata; Aves; Piciformes; Picidae
Gene: RPP25
Product: ribonuclease P and MRP subunit p25
Exons: 2
Coding region: 461-1111 (216 amino acids)
Biological process (GO): tRNA 5'-leader removal
Cellular component (GO): ribonuclease MRP complex
Molecular function (GO): RNA binding
Source: RefSeq, a predicted model, not a curated record